Antrostomus carolinensis (chuck-will's-widow) is the source of this 863-nucleotide messenger RNA. RefSeq names its product thioredoxin domain-containing protein 16-like. The record is from RefSeq and is a predicted model, not a curated record. NCBI's taxonomy places the organism in Eukaryota, Metazoa, Chordata, Aves, Caprimulgiformes, Caprimulgidae. The annotation marks the transcript as partial. The transcript has 5 exons.
CCAGGGAAGCUUUUGAAGAGGCAGGAGACAUCUUAAGUGGCCACGUAACGAUGGGGAUGUAUUUUGAAGAUGAUGCCUUGGCUUUAUCCCAUAAAUACUCAGUGUCUCCUCCAGCCCUCCUCCUUGCCAGGAGCGGAGGUCAGAGCGUCGAAAGCAUCACUUUGUCCAAACAGAGUGCUCAGGACAUGGUGCAGAUGAUCAGAUAUGAACUGCUGGACAUUUUUCCAGAAAUCACCGUGCAAAAUCUGCCCCACUAUUUGCAACUCAGAAAGCCCUUCCUCAUCUUCUUCAGCGAUGGCGACAUCGGUCAAAUGGAAAGCAAAGAAAUGCUGAAGCUGGCAAAAGGAAGAUCCCAGCAAGCGUUUGUGGCUUGCUGGUUGAACUUGAAGAAGACUCCGGUGGGACGUGGGAUCCUGAAGACAUACUUUGCAACCGUGCCUUCACUGCCUCUUCUUGUCUGGGUGAACCUUCAUGCUGGUGGUCAGGUAUUCAAGUUCCCAUCAGAGCAGCCCAUCACUGAAAUGAACAUCUUGUCUUGGCUGGAGAAGCUAAAAGCAGGAGUGGAGAUUCCCAGCAGUACCUUGUCUGAGGAAGACUGGAAACCACCUCUCCCUGCUUAUGACUUCCUCCAGAUGAUGGAGACGGCCGUGCCUGGGCUUCCCCUCCACACCUCCCACCACCACCACGGGGACAUGCUGGAGCAGCACCCACCUGAAAGCCCAGGAGGGGACAAAGCCAUCCAGGUGGAUCCAUCCCAGGAGACCAAGGCAGAGAAAGUUGGGUCCCCUGGGAGGGACCUACGGGGGACAGCGCCGAGGCUGGCAGCGAGGGAGAAGCAGGGCAAGAGACACAGUGAGCUGUGA